CUUCACACAACACCAACUUCAAAAUCAAAUCACACCCUUUUUUUUUCUUUCAAUAAUUUCUCAUUUUUCCCUCAAAAGUUCAAUUUUUUUUGGUUUCAGCUCAAAUUUUGAUAAAGCUUUACUCUUUCCAAUUUUGGGUCUCAGAUUUUCUUGAUUAAACUUCCAAAGGUGCUUUUUUUCUGGUAUUUUUUUUCAUUGGGUUCGAAAAAGGAGAAAUUUUUACUAUGAUUUUCAAGGUUUUUUCUUUUCUGAUUCUACUUGUGUUAUGUACUUUUGCUGUGGAAGCCAUUUCUGUGAAUCACAAUCACAAUAGUCUGAAGAAGAAUGGAUCUUCUCUUGCUGCUAUAAAGUUUCCUGAACAUCCAAGUUUCAAUGUUGCUGCUUCUUCUGAGGACACAGAUUGUGGCUUUUCAAAUUCAGACAAAUUUGGAGCUACAAUGAAACCAGAUGAAGAAGGUGUUGAGCUUUUUCCACUUUCAAAUCCACACAAGCAAUCAGUGAAGCUUCAUUUGAAACACAUAUCAAUGAGCAAAGAAACUGAGCCAAAAAGAAAAUCAGUGAUUGAUUACACAGUAAAGGAUUUGACAAGAAUUCAAACUCUUCACACAAGGGUCAUUGAAAAGAAGAACCAAAACACAAUUUCAAGGCUGCAGAAAGCAAAUUCAAAGCAGUCAUAUAAAAAAGAGGUUGCUCCGGUCGCUGCGGCGCCGGAAUAUUCGACUCAGCUUGUGGCAACUUUGGGAUCAGGAGUGAGUCUUGGCUCUGGUGAGUAUUUCAUGGAUGUGUUUAUAGGUACACCACCUAAGCAUUAUUCUCUAAUACUUGAUACUGGUAGUGACCUUAAUUGGAUUCAAUGUGUUCCUUGCAUUGCUUGUUUUGAACAAACUGGUCCUUAUUAUGAUCCUAAAGAAUCUAGUUCUUUUGAGAAUAUAACCUGUCAUGAUCCUAGAUGCAAGCUUGUUUCAUCACCAGAUCCACCUAGGCCUUGUAAGGAUGAGAAUCAAACAUGUCCUUACUUCUAUUGGUAUGGUGAUAGUUCUAACACAACCGGUGAUUUCGCAUUGGAGACUUUUACGGUUAAUCUCACGAAUUCGAAUGGAAAUUCAGAGUUCAAACAUGUUGAGAAUGUGAUGUUUGGUUGUGGUCAUUGGAAUAGAGGACUAUUCCAUGGUGCUGCUGGUUUGUUAGGAUUAGGGAGAGGACCUUUGUCAUUUGCUUCGCAGCUUCGAUCUAUCUAUGGUCAUUCGUUUUCGUAUUGUCUAGUUGAUAGAAACAGCGACUCGAGUGUUAGUAGUAAGUUGAUAUUCGGCGAGGAUAAGGAACUUCUUGGCCAUCCGAAUUUGAAUUUCACUUCUUUUGUUGGUGGCGAAGAGAAUUCGGUUGAUACGUUUUACUACGUUGGGAUAAAAUCGGUUAUGGUUGAUGGCGAGGCGUUGAGUAUACCAGAAGAAACUUGGCGUUUAUCGGAAGAAGGUUCGGGUGGUACUAUAAUUGAUUCUGGAACAACUUUAACUUAUUUUGCAGAACCUGCUUAUGAGAUUAUCAAAGAGGCUUUUAUGAAAAAGAUUAAGGGGUAUGAAAUUGUUGAAGGCUUUCCUCCUCUAAAGCCUUGUUAUAAUGUUUCAGGAAUUGAGAAAAUGGAGUUACCUGACUUUGGGAUUUUGUUCUCAGAUGGAGCAAUGUGGGAUUUUCCUGUAGAGAAUUACUUUAUACAGAUUGAAUCUGAUGUUGUUUGUUUGGCUAUUUUGGGGACUCCUAGGUCUGCUCUUUCAAUUAUUGGAAAUUAUCAGCAACAGAAUUUUCAUAUACUUUAUGACAUGAAGAAAUCGAGACUCGGUUAUGCACCGAUGAAGUGCACCACAACUUGAAUCGGCGGCGAGUAACAAUCGGAAUCGGUGCUCGUCGGAAAAAUGGUUAACGCAAAGUUUCACCAGUACCAGGUCGUCGGAAGGGGUCUUCCUACCGAAACCGAUGCGCACCCGAAGAUUUACCGCAUGAAGCUUUGGGCAACCAAUGAGGUUCGUGCCAAAUCCAAAUUCUGGUAUUUCUUGAGGAAGUUGAAGAAAGUGAAGAAAAGCAAUGGACAAGUGCUGGCUAUCAAUGAGAUCUUUGAGAAAAAUCCCACCAAGAUUAAGAACUAUGGAAUAUGGUUGAGAUAUCAGAGUCGUACAGGUUAUCACAACAUGUACAAGGAAUACCGUGAUACUACUCUAAACGGUGCUGUUGAGACGAUGUACAACGAAAUGGCAUCUCGUCAUAGAGUCAGGUUUCCAUGCAUUCAAAUUAUUAAGACUGCCACCAUCCCAGCCAGUCUUUGCAAAAGGGAGAGCACUAAGCAAUUCCACAACUCCAAAAUCAAGUUCCCGUUGGUGUUUAAGAAGAUCAGACCACCUAGCAGGAGCCUAAAAACAACAUACAAAGCUAACAGGCCCAACCUGUUUAUGUGAUUCAGUAAUCAUAUUUUCUUUGUUUAUGUGAUUCAGUAAUCAUACUUUCUUUCUCAUAUUGGAGUUGCUUUAUUUAUCUGUUAGCUUUUUAAGAACUUUUACUGAAGAUAAUUGUAUUUUAACAAAACUUCAUUCAUGGCAAACUCUGACAUAGUUUGCAUUUUUUCUUGUUGAGUAUUUUGUUUUAUGUUUGUUUAGCAGUUAUAUAUUUAUUAUUUGUGUUUGUUGUACUGGUAUGAGAUUGAUUUUUAAUUUAGCGAUUACUUUUCCUUUCA
Molecule: messenger RNA, 2722 nt
Organism: Vicia villosa (hairy vetch)
Lineage: Eukaryota; Viridiplantae; Streptophyta; Magnoliopsida; Fabales; Fabaceae
Product: protein ASPARTIC PROTEASE IN GUARD CELL 1-like
Exons: 6
Biological process (GO): proteolysis; translation
Cellular component (GO): ribosome
Molecular function (GO): aspartic-type endopeptidase activity; structural constituent of ribosome
Source: RefSeq, a predicted model, not a curated record